Acanthaster planci (crown-of-thorns starfish) is the source of this 5695-nucleotide messenger RNA. RefSeq lists its product as uncharacterized. Gene Ontology annotation, cellular component: membrane. Gene Ontology annotation, molecular function: G protein-coupled receptor activity. NCBI's taxonomy places the organism in Eukaryota, Metazoa, Echinodermata, Asteroidea, Valvatida, Acanthasteridae. Gene Ontology annotation, biological process: cell surface receptor signaling pathway; G protein-coupled receptor signaling pathway. The record is from RefSeq and is a predicted model, not a curated record.
GCCGGCAGAUCGAGUCUCAACACCAGCUGGUGUCGUUCUGGUUGCCCGGAACGGCCCUUGCGCUAUUUCCCCAGGGCGGCCAUCAGCAAUGAAUCCGUCUCGGCCCGUCAUCAGCAUAGUCACCAUGCAGACGGUAUACGUUUUGCUUAUAUCUCGUCUUUGCUUCGCAACACCGGCCGAUCCGGUUCACGCUCGAGCCGCGAACGACUUGAAUUCGACAGCGAUCAGCGAUACGAUAGAUCCAUUGAUGAGUGGCGCCGAUGGGCGCGCCCUUUCCGGAAUGUGCUCGGAGCAAGCCCACUUGCCAAAUUGUCGACCCUGUUCGGAAGGCUGCUGCGACGACUACGUCGACCUGUGCGAUAAGGCCGACAAUGACACCUUGGAAGCACCCCGAGAUGUCGACACAGUCGGCAAAAACCCGAAGUUAGGGCAGUUUAGCUGUUCCACAGUCAACGGGGAAACCUCGGGAUACCUGCUUAUCAGCACCUGUAGCGAAGACCACAAAGAAUACACGUACGCCUCAAGACAGUGCCCUGGGAAGGAGAAUGCCCCUUUCUUUUCGAUCGCCAACGUGACGGUCACGAGUCGGACCAGCGGGUUGUCGUACAGGAACGUAUACUGCGCCGUGUGUAACAACGAGACGGUGGCAGAUCUGCGAGCCUGGCCGGUGGACGUGACUUGUGGCAGCACGGACGUAGCGGAUUACAGAGCCCUCCUGGCGAGGCUCCGCGACUCCAGCAGAGACCAGGAGGAGGAAUGCCGGGUGAGGGUCCAGCGUCCACAAGCCUGCGAUGCAGCCGAUUGGGAGACGCCGGCGCCGCGCGGAUGUACUCGGCAUUGGGUGACACGUUGUUCACUGGGAAUCUUUAAGACCGUCAACAGAAUACCUGCAGGGCAGCUGGAUGUCGAACAAAUUCCUCCAAUCUCAAUCUUGAUGGAUUUCCGUUCCAGCAGCCACCUUAGGGUUGUCCGCGAGCAAACAGUCGUCGACGAGGAACGCGUGUUGUGUCCAGCGGGGCACGUGUUCGACCCCUUCACGUCUCAAUGCCAGCAGCUGUUUUGCAAGGUGGGGUACAUCUUACAAACCGACAGCGGCCAAUGUGUCGCUGUACCAGGGAAUGUGAAAAUACACGUUACCCGCACAGUAAACGGAAAUGGCACACAAACUGGCUGUUUGGUACACCAAGAAGAGACCGCUCUCUGUAUUGCAAGAUUUCUCGAGAUCGAGACUCAUGAAAUCAACUUACUCAGCGAGGGAAAUCUGCAAUCUGGCGGGCAGACUGAAGUCUGCCUUUUUACAUUCCUCCUGGACUCCAGCGAUGCAACAUUUGAGACGAUUGGGCUGCAUCUACUCUCACCUUGGAGCCAGGCUGAAAACUUGCAGUCGUGUCACAAAUCAAGAGUUUGGCUUGUUAAGGUUGAGAGGCAGAUGGACGACACCGAUGCCUCGUGUAUGUUUACGCGUCGACUGAACGACACAGCGUACUUCAUACAGGUCAACAAUUUCUCGUUUGCUGUUGACGCAGAAGAGCAGCGGUACUCGCUGGAACAAGUAACAGUCCGCGCGACGUUUCGUGCGGAAGGAACGAACUUCAGUAGGUUAGUGGAGCUGGAAAUCUGCGAAGAUGUGAAACUCACCUGUCCGCUGAUUUAUAUGAGCAAAACUUUGUUCCGCAAGAUUAACAACGCCAGCGGCUCGGUAGAGUACAUCCAUACCGGUCGGGUCUUCUCCAACAGCGAGUAUAAAGACACGGGAGACGGUAUACUAGUGUGCUCCUUCCUGGAGAGCAACGGUACACGCAACACUACUGUUACCGUGAAAUUCUUCGCUUACUCCCAGUCGCAAGUCGUGCUGAGCCUGGUGGGCAAUGUGGUGUCGAUGGUGGCCGGUGGAUUGACUUUCCUGACCUACUUCCUCUUCGAGGUGCUGCGGAACCACGCCACUUGCUGCGUAAUGAACCUGGUGGCGUCCUUAUUCAUGGCCCAACUCAUGCUCUUGCUGACGAGCUCGGCGACCGCCAACCCGGCUGGUUGUACCAUGGUGGCCGCUCUGAGCCACUAUCUAUGGUUGGUCAACGUCUUCUGGACGGCUGUCCUCGCUUACGAUCUCAGCCGGACCUUCGCUGGCGACUCCUGCCUCGUGGGCCGGGCGUGUAAAACCGCCGGGCGCCGGCCGAGGCUCCGCACGUACGUGCUGCUGACAUGGGGCGGAAGCCUACUGAUCGUCAUUCCAUGCUUGGUGAUCUCCUCAUGUGACUGCACCGAGAUCCCCCUGAGGUACGGCAGCCCCGAGGUUUGCUGGAUUGGCAACGGGCCUGCCAUCUUGGUGGUAUUCGGCGCUCCAGUGGCUCUCGUCAUGCUAACGAAUAGUCUCCUCUUUGCCAAGACUGUGUGCAGUAUAAGGAAGACAACGAGAGACACACGAACUGUGAAGAGGCAAUUGAGUAAACUAAGAACAGUGAAAGAAGAAAUGAUCAUCUACUUAAAGAUUUCGUCAUUGAUGGGUUUCACGUGGAUCUUCGGCUUCGCCGCCGCCCUGAGUGACGUGGGGGGCCUCUGGUACGCCUUCAUCCUGACCAACACCUGCCAAGGCCUUACCAUCUUCCUGUCCUUCCUCUGCAAGCAGAGGGUCCGGAUCCUGUGGCUGGAGGCUUUCUGCACCGAGUUCUCCCGCAAGAGGAGCUACAGCCUCGGCAUGGCUACCUCCAGUGCCUCCGCAACCCGGAUCAGUAGGGUGUAGUUAUCUAGCGUGAAGCCGUAUGUGCAACAACUUCAGAUUAGACGCCAUUUUGGUUCAAAACCAAAGCGCGUAUUUUUCAACUUUGAUCUGUCGUUCGUCAUUCACCCUCUGACCUCAAUCAACCAUUUACAGCUAUUUUGGGCUGAUUAGUGCAGUCUCACAAAUAUCACCGGAACAAAAUGGCGUCAUUUAAAACGCCACUGUUUUACGGUUUUGAUCUCGAAGAACGCCACAACCUCCAUGUCAAUGCAUGGGAGACAGAAAAGCUGCAUUACUAUACUAGUCACUAGUCCAACAUACUGUUUUCUGCUGCCAUGCCUGCACGAUGCAUCUCCAAUCCUCAUGUGCUACACAAUGAUUCCCUCACCUCUCCGUAUACUUACAAUGAAAACUACGCCGUAUGUCGAUACUUGAGCUGUUGAGAUUUUCCACGAUUGUGACACAAUGUCACAACCGUGACGUAAUUGUGGAUACACCAGAAACAGAACUAUUCAGAUAAAAAUUAAUUCGAGAAGGGUAACAAGGUGUUCAAAAUCCAAAGAGCUACAGUUCAAAAGUAUCAGGAAAAUAAAAAAACCUACUGUCAGGGUCCAAGCUAGAACGGUACCACAAAGCCAAUAACCCUGGCUUUAAUAGUUUAAGCCUGGUCCACACCAUAAUUAACUGACAAGCUGAAGGUCUCCGUCGAUGCCGCGAGACACUGGGUUCUCGUAAUUAAGUUGUCACAGCGUGCUGUUUCGGCCAAAAUAACACUGUCGACAUCCACUAAUCAAGGCGUGCUUUCAACGAGAGUGCACGUGAACAAGUCGUGUGCUUUUUGUUCAAUUGACCUGGAGAGAACGGUUCGACAGCGCCCUCAGUACUUUUGGGGUGGCGUACGCACGGCUGUCAACCUGUAGCGCUGUUUUUUUCCCUCAAAAUUGUGGAAAUCAAACUACACCACUAAAAAAGCAAGGGAAUCGUGAAGUGCUUACGCCCAUCCCAAAUAUACAAGCCUCGUAAAUAUUAAGAACAGGGAUUCACACAACUUUUCAAUAUACUGUUCAGAUCUCCAAACAAACAAGCUGGCGGCAGUUGAACAAACUUUUGACCAUUUGGCAGAGUGAACUUUACUUUCAAAAUCCCUUUGCCACACACUAACAAGUGUUCCAAGGGCGGCGUAGCCACUCACGGAUCUUUAUCUCUACAACUGCCCAUUAAGCCUACUUCAAAAUGUAUAUGAAAUAGGCAAACACAAUCAGCGGUACACUUUUGGCUUCGUAGAUGCCAUUUUUAAAUAUUGAGCACUUCAUAUAAAGCAAAGCACAUUUCCAUGACGAACUCUAUUUUUAUGCAUUUAACAUCUGAUUUUCCCAAAGUAAUGCUCAAAGUGCACAAACAAUGUAUUCGUGCAAGACUGUUUUUAAAGAUUUUAAUGACAAAUUAAUUUCACGUUAGUUUGAAAGUUGAGUAGGGGCAUUUUUCUCCUUUUUCAUGUUUUUGUGGAGAGUUUGUCAUGAGUUUGUUCUGAUCGGGCCGUCUGGUGGCCUGGGAAUCACAAACGCCCAUGUACUGUAUGUCCGUUCCGAUCGGGCACUGGCACGAAACGCCCACCCCCAAAAAAACCUUUGAUCGCUCGGGAAUCUAAAAUGCCCUUAAACCGCAGUCGUGGAUUAGCGAGCAUUAUAACCUCGCCAAGCACAACAGCACCUGUUUUGGAUGGGUUCGUUGAUUGACGAGUUGUUUUCAAAAUGCUGGUGCUAAAUAGAGAUAUAAUGAAUACAUCUGCACGCGACCGGACCGGAAAAAGCCCUCGUCUUAACCGAAAUCUCGUAUUACCCAAGGUCGUAUUAAUUUUUUUUCUCGUAGGACUGUACACACUUUAGUCGAGACUGGCAAAGUAUGCUCGCCUUAACCGGAAUAACGUCUUAUCCAUGCUCGUAUUACCGAGAGUCGACACGUAUACGGAAUUUUGUUUUAAAUUAAAAUUAUUUGGAAAGGAGAGCAAACUAUUAAAGUGUGGCCAUUUGUCAGUCUCAGUUCCUGACGCAAGACGCUAGCGUUGCAUGCACGAGAUGAACCUCUGUGAGUGCACGCUGUUGCGUUCGAGGACUCAUUAUCUACGUACCUGCGUAUCGAUAAUCGCAGUGCCCUCGCGGCCAAACCAGGCGAAAUCGCGACAUUCAGCAACGGGCACGUCAAGCACGCACGCAGUGCGUUCAAGCUGGUAGGGGGCACAGCUUGUAAGAGGGUAUUUCGACUAGGACAAUUGAGGCGAAAUCCACCAUACGAAUUCUCCUUGGAAAGCUUUUUGGAGAGAACAGAUUUUAGAGUAACCAUUUCUCAAACCAAAUUACAAGUAGUACAUGUACCUCUGACAAACACUGAAGUAGAAUUGUAUGGUUUACCGCAGUUUCUCCUAACUUAUUGGAAAUUACUGCGGAUAAUAACAAUUAAAAAUGAAUUCGAUAGGAACCAGUCAUGCCAGGCAUCCACACAUAUUUUAAUGGAUGGAAUCACCAUUUACAUAACGGCUAUUUACAAGCUUCGUUUUUGCAGCUGGUGAUGGGGAAAACAUGGAGAAAGUUCUCAUGGAACAGCCGUUGCAGUGAAAACAUUUUGAUUUAUAAUUAUGUGAUGGAACUACAAUGUGACUUUAUAAUAUAUGCUUUAUUUUUCAUACCCAUUCAGCCUACAAAUCGACAACUAAAGUAGAUGUUUAUGUAAACAUCUGCAUAAAAAAUAUCUGAUUUAAAUAUUGAAAGUCGAUGCUAAAGAAAAUUAUGCUCAGUUUGUAGAAAUGAAAUCAGAAACAUUAUUCCAAUUACAUGUGUAAGUACUUCUGAUUGGAUUUCUUCAGGAACUGCAUGUUCAACACACAUUUAAAUAAUCUUACGAUAUACCUCUCUUAUAAAAAUAUUAAAUUUCGGCAUCUUUGAUUAAAGUUUUAUCCAAAAUUUUAAAAGAAACACAAUA